UCAGCCUCUACUUCAGUCGAUCCUUCGUAUAUCUUCGUAUCGAGUCUGAAACAAUCGAUCUUCAGAGGAUCGUUUGUUGCUGUCACUUUUUAUCCUCUCUAACCUCCGCGCGUGGAAAACCCGUGAGCAAAAUAAAAACCGAAAUCUAAAGUCUAAUAAAUUAAUUAAAAGCUGGUGGUGCUAUUUUUUUUUUAUCAUGAUGUCGCGAUCGGUGAGAGCAGAGACUCGGAGUCGUGCCAAAGAUGAUAUUAAACGGGUUAUGCAGGUUGUCGACAAGGUUCGACACUGGGAAAAAAAGUGGGUGACGAUAGGAGAAACGACAAUGAAAAUAUACAAAUGGGUGCCCAUUUCGACACUUGAACAGAAAAAAAAAUCAAAGUCAAUAGCGGAAAAGGAGAAUGGCAUACCUAGGAAAGGCAUCGACUCCUCGAAUUCAAAUUUCGGGCUGACAGAAGACUCCAACACGUGUUUUUCCACCGUCAGUGACUCCCAGGGAAUAACCGAUUUUUCAGCGCAUUUAAAUUUUUCGGAAGACUCAAAUUCACAAAACAGUGAACCAACGCCAAAAGUACUCAAGACUGACUGAGGGAAUUUGUAUAAAUAACAGGAUUCAUAAGUAAUAUUAAUUAAAAUGCACAUUGGAGUACACAAUUUUAUUCGUGACGAGUUGUAUUGAAAAAACUGGCUGAAUUUUCCAGACAACAAUUUCCAUCACUGAACCCAAUGAAAGGGUUAACGAAUCCCUGAAAUUCCCCUGGAAUUUAUUUCCCCCAAUCUCGCUGACACAAUUAAAUGGAAACCGCUAUUUCCACUAACCAAAUCCCUUCGAUCUCAGUGGAAAAUUUCCAUUUCUCUUUUAAACCCCACCCUGGAAAAUUCAACCAGGACUGAACCAGUGGAGCCUCCAGAAGCCGAUGGACCGUAUUGAAUUCAGUUUAAAAAAUCCAAUCAGGAUUUCUAUUGAAUCAACUUCACGAAUUAGACUAUCGUAAGAAAAUAAUAAUGACAGUAUAUUCUUUUCA
Molecule: messenger RNA, 1022 nt
Organism: Fopius arisanus
Lineage: Eukaryota; Metazoa; Arthropoda; Insecta; Hymenoptera; Braconidae
Gene: BCL7-like
Product: chromatin remodeling complex subunit BCL7B-like protein
Exons: 4
Coding region: 197-586 (129 amino acids)
Source: RefSeq, a predicted model, not a curated record